Messenger RNA from Pollicipes pollicipes, 2141 nucleotides. Its product is annotated as UDP-glucosyltransferase 2. Lineage: Eukaryota; Metazoa; Arthropoda; Thecostraca; Pollicipedomorpha; Pollicipedidae. Bases 283 to 1839 code for a protein of 518 amino acids. The transcript has 3 exons. Gene Ontology annotation, molecular function: UDP-glycosyltransferase activity. The record is from RefSeq and is a predicted model, not a curated record.
AGGACGCUCCGAACGUCCGGGUGCGAGUUGUGCUCAAAGCAGCACACGAGCUGGUGCACCGAGAGCCGCAGUCAGCGCGGCAGCCGGACAGCCAGGUUGGCUGCCCAGUCGCGCCCAGCCGCCCCGCCAACAGACCACAAUCUGCCGACUCACCGCGGCAUCGUCCUGAUUGUGCUCACUCACCGCGCAUGCGCCGUCGGUCGCAGGCGUUCCCGCUGUCGUACGCCAGAAGCGGUUUGGGCACGCCUGACGACGGGGAUAGGUGGGGCACCGUCUCCAGCCAUGGCGUCUCCUGUGAGAGUUCUGCUGCUGCUCUUCUGUGGUGUCAUGGGUGUCGAGAGCGCCCGCAUUCUGAUGUUCGUACCCAUCGGCGGAAAAUCGCAGAAGAACAUUUUCUACGGAGUGGGCAAUGCUCUCAGCUCCCGAGGCCAUGAGGUGGUGUUCUUCAACGGGUUCAAACCCUCAUCUCCCGUCAAAGGCAUCAGGGAAGUCGUACCGGACAAACUGGCGAAGAUGUUUGCAGACGACAUGCUUCCGAACAUGUUUAAAAUGAACGAAGAAGGCAUGCAAGCUGGAUUUAAACAGUUCGCAACGUUUUUCUCCGAGGGCCCGAGGACCACAUUAGAGAGUAAAGAAGUCGACGACCUUUUAAAGCAAAAAUUUGAUCUGGUCAUUUUCGGCGCCUUUGGCUAUCCGUUUUACUUCCUGGCGCAUCUGCUCAAAGCACCUUUUAUUUUGUUGACCCCGGUCUCUUACUUUCCAGUUGUCACCAGUCCGUUAGGGACACCAACCCUUCCCGCUCUUCAUCCCAUUCCAUUUAUUGCGUCAAAUGACCACAUGAGCUUUAUGCAACGUGUCCAAAAUGUAGUGGGACAUAUCAUGAUGUUCACUGUACUCCACGUUGUGUACCCAAGGUACGCAGACCGAAUGGUCGCGGAGAAGUUCGGUGCGGGCGUGAUUCCUCCAGCAAGUGAGAUUGAACGCAAUGCCAGCCUUGUCCUGCUCAGCAGCAACCCGAUGAUCGACUACCACAAGCCGUUGCUGCCCAACGUCAUCGAGGUGGGAGGACUGCAUUGCGAAAAGGCCAAACCGCUGCCCAAGGAGGUGACCAGCUUCCUCGGCGACUCACAGUACAUAUUCUUCAGUCUGGGUUCCGUGGUACGUCCCCAGGACAUGUCUGCGGACCAGCGUUCGGCGGUGCUCAACGCCCUCGGUUCGAUGCCGUUCAAGGUCCUGCUCAAGUGGGACACCACAGACCGCACCAACAUACCGGCCAACAUCCUGCCGUCCAAGUGGCUGCCACAGCAGGACAUCCUGGGCGACAGCAAGUGCAGGCUGUUCAUCUCACACGGCGGCUUCGCCAGCGUUCUGGAAGCCCUCUGUCACGGUGUUCCCUUGUUGGCCAUGCCCGUGACAGGAGACCAGCAAUCGAACGCAGCUCACGCCGCCGAUCUUGGCGUGGCCGAGGUCCUGACUUGGGAGAGCCUGACGUCCGAGACGCUGCAGGCGGCCAUCCGCUCCGCCAUGUCUCCCGGGCACCGGGCGGCGUCCCGCUACCGCCAGCAGCUGCUGGCCUCUCAGCCGGUGCCGCCCCGUGACCUGGCCGUGCACUGGGUGGAGCACGUGAUCCGGCACGGCGGCGCGCCGCACCUCAGGUCGGUGGGCGCCGACCUCAACUUCUUCCAGUACUACUCGCUCGACGUGGUCGCCUUCCUGCUGGCGGUACUGGUGCUGGUGCUGAAGCUGCUGGUGGCUCUGGUCAAGUGUUGCUGCCGCUGCCUUUGCAGACGGAACACAGGUCCGGCUCAGACGAAAGCAAAGCGGUCUAAACGUGAUUAAGUUGUGGUAUGCUCCCAGCUCAUUCUCGCAUGCUAGUGCAAGCACCUGGAGGAAUGAUGAUCCCCUACGCGUCACUAACACGUUGAUUUGUCAUUGGGCCUGCUUUAGUCCUCAGAGCACAAUCAAUUUGUGCAUCGGCUUCGGCCGCCUGGGUUCAGCUCCGCGACGAUGGUGUAUAAUUCACGCCACUGGUGGCAUUUCUGCGAAGAUAUAAGCUUUCUUUGUUGACAAUGUUCGCUUGACGAUGGUUCGGGUGCUGCUAGGCACGCAAGGAAUAUACACACUGGUGAUUUUGCACGUUC